Molecule: messenger RNA, 726 nt
Organism: Aspergillus luchuensis
Lineage: Eukaryota; Fungi; Ascomycota; Eurotiomycetes; Eurotiales; Aspergillaceae
Product: retropepsin-like aspartic protease
Exons: 1
Coding region: 1-726 (241 amino acids)
Source: RefSeq, a predicted model, not a curated record
AUGUUCUCUCUGAAUGGUAUGUGUCGCGCUGGACGAAUUUUGCGAAAUAUAUUCGUGAAGAAACAUUCCACCGGUUUAUCUGGAUCCAAAACUACGCGAGAUGAACCACUAUUUCCCAACUGCUCCGGUGCCGGAACCGACCCACCAUCGGGUUAUCAGCAAGAGGAGCCACGACAAUACUCCAGGAUCGACGAGAAUUCAGCAACUGGCUCGUACUCGGACCUUCAGGCUCUUCAGGGAUCGGAAUGUCCAGAGGAGCGUGGCGAGCCCAUCAAUGUGUUUCCCUCCCUCCCUUUCGAGAACGAUGGACCGAGAACCCCAGGGGUGUGCCAAAAUCUGGAUCAAUUCGAUUUUGUAUACGACAUAAUCGUACAGUCUCCCAUGGGAUCCAAACUCCGGCGACGUCUUACCCUCAAAUUUGAUGCGGAUGUCAAUAUCAUGUCGGACGAUAUGCAACAUAGACUGGGUACUGAGCUAAGACCCUAUCACGGAGGCCCCAUUUCAAUAACGGGACAGUCGCACAUGAUCCCUCUCGGAACUGUUGGUGUUUCAUGGACAUUUUGUGGACAGACCAGGAUUUACAAAACCGAUUUCUAUGUUGUUCCGGAUAUGACCUAUGAUUUUCUCAUUGGCAGGCCAUCAAUACGCAGUCACGAGCUGUAUCGAGUGGACCCAGAAAUCACCAGACGGUUGAACACAUCUUACCAGGGGCAAAAUGAUACCUAG